UUCAACAUGGAGACAACAGUUGAAAAGCUCGAGGCGAUGUUCCUGAAGUCCGAGGCCGACCUGGAGUACAUCGAGAGGCGGCUGAAGCUGGACUUCAUCAAAGACGCAGCAGAGAAUGGAUGUCCCGCUGAGGAGAACCCGGCGGUGAUGCUGGAGAAUCUGAGGGCCAUCAAGGCCAAGCACGCGGCGCUGUGCUCGCAGGUGAAGGAGAUCGCGGCGGCGCAGAAAGAAUCCAUGGACUCCAUCAGAAACAACCUGGGCAGUGCCAUGGAGCUGGUGCAGCGCUUCCAGCAGACUACUGACGUGGAGGUUCAGCCACUGACGGAGUCCGAGCGAGAGUCAGCAGAGCUCCUGGGUUUAGCCGUCAGUGAGACCACAACAGAGGCUCCUCCUCCUGGAGCAGCUUCUGAGCACCAGCAGUCACUGAGCUGCGAGUACGAGGAGCUGAGCGCCGCCAUGUUGGAGGCGGUUCCUCUCAGCGUACGCUCCAACGUCAAGCUGGCUGACCUCAAUGUGUUCUACCAGCAGCUGCAGCAGCACCUCGGCAAAGACGGUGGCUCCCUCAGCGAGCAGAAGAUGAAGCAGUUGAAGAUGAAGGGGAGCGAUGCCAAGCUGAAGGUACUGCAGCACCUCUCGUUGGUGGAGUUGGACAGGAAGGGCCACGUUCGCCUCGUCGUGUGACGAGAAUCCUCAACCGGAGACUGCUGUGGUGGGGGGGACAUCGUCGCUGGGCGGGGCUCCACCCGUCCCACCUGGAGGAUUGUUGUUACUGACGUCAUCUUCUCUCCUAGAGCUGACACACGUGACUCUAAAACUUAAGUCAUUAAUUUGAGUUGUGAUAAAUGCAUGGACGUCCAGUGGUGUCAGCUGUUGAUAAAUGUCUGAAUACGAGGGAUAUUGAUAUUCCUGUACUGUACUGUCUGAUUGUAUCAAUCAGACAAUGUUUCUGUGACUAAGAUGGAACCCAGAGGAGCGUAAUUUAAUGGACUAACAGUCACCUUCACAUUUCCCACUAUUCUGUGUUUGGGUGCGUGAACUGAAAUGGAGAAUGUUUGUUGAUGUUUCCUCUGAGGAGAGGACAGAGGGGGUCCGAGGGCGGUCCGAGGUUUUUUCAGUGGAUUGUUGUAAAACCAGACGGUGUCUUUGUGUAUAUGAUUUUUAUUUCCUGAAACAGAGAAAAUGUUAAAUAAAUGUGGGAAACCCGAUGACUCGAUGGGGACUUCUUUUCUACCGACAUCAAAAAGAUUUUCUGAACAAUUCUUUAAACAAUACAAAUGAUUCCAGCUCUGACUUCAAACAUGGAGAAGUCAGUUCAUUUACAGCAUCGACAGCUGUUAGAGUAACAAACGUUCCAGAACAACAAACCUUGCUUAAUAACAACAGCAAACCACUAACUGGAAAAAACUUAACAGGUAACGUAACAAAUGCAGGUAACGGCAGGUUUCCCUUGUUGAUCUGGCUCAUGGGGAGUUUGGUCCUGCUCCAACAGAAUCCUCCUGUAUUCACAAACGUACAUGAACUCUCAGUUUGACUUCUCAAGUGGAUCAUUUCAAUCAUUACUGGCGUCAAACAUACAGAGCCCAGGUGUUUCACAAGCAUGCUGUGUGUGAGCUCACCAGUGGAGGAUGUGUUUCAGGCGGUGGCUGCGUCACCAGUGGAGCUGACGGUGUGUGCUGGGUGUCCUUUAUUGUCACCACGCUGCCCUUCAAACAGCUCAACCCUAAACACCAGAUGCACUAUAUUACUAGAUUUAUUUUUAUAUGUUUCUGGCAGAGAACAUAAUUAACUGCAUGAUUUUCUUUGAUGUCUUUAACCUGCAAAACAAACGGUUAGUAUAUGCAUUGAAAUUGCAUUUGAAAUGUUAACUCUUAGCAGCACUUGACACUCACAGUGUGCGGACCCCUGGGCUCCUUCCGGUGCCCUCCAUUCCAAACGCCAGCAGCACGUCGUCUAGUGUCGAGUGGGCUCUGAAAAAGGAGAACACGCACUGACGGUAGUUGCAUCGCCAUGACUCAGCGACAGCCUUCGACUCUGCAGCUGUAAUCCUGGAACGUUUGUGUUGAUGAGGUCAUUGACAUCAUUGAGCCUGCUGUCCCCCACCUGUUGGUGUCCUCCAGUAAACUGGGACUUUGCUGGGACCCUGGAGACACCCUGAGCUCUUCCUUCUGAUCUGCAGUCACUGUGUCGACAACGAGCUCGUCUGAGUGGACAAACCGAUCCAAGACUGUUGGAAUUAUUGUAAGUCAUCA
Messenger RNA from Anarrhichthys ocellatus (wolf-eel), 2249 nucleotides. RefSeq names its product spindle and kinetochore associated complex subunit 2 (gene ska2). The record is from RefSeq and is a predicted model, not a curated record. The transcript is spliced from 7 exons. Gene Ontology annotation, cellular component: spindle microtubule; outer kinetochore. Gene Ontology annotation, biological process: chromosome segregation; cell division; mitotic cell cycle. The coding region runs from base 7 to 681 and encodes 224 amino acids. Gene Ontology annotation, molecular function: microtubule binding. NCBI's taxonomy places the organism in Eukaryota, Metazoa, Chordata, Actinopteri, Perciformes, Anarhichadidae.